GGUGACAUCAUCGCUUUCAACACUUGAAAGAGGUCUUUUGCAGCCGAUUUGCCCAAUGCAAUGUAUCUUUUGAUUUCUUGACUGCUGCUCCCAUGGGUGUUGAUUGUGGAUCCAAGUAAAAUGAAAUCCUUGACAACCUCAAUCUUUUCUCCAUUUAUCGUGAUGUGGCUUAUUGGUCCAGUUGUGAGGAUUUUUGUUUUCUUUAUGUUGAGCUGUAAUCCAUACUGAAGGUUGUGGUCUUCGAUCUUCAUUAGUAAGUGCUUCAAGUCCUCUUCACUUUCAGCAAGCAACAUUGUGUCAUAUGCAUAAUGCAGGUUGUUAAUGAGUCUUCCUCCAAUCCUGAUUUCCCGUUUUUCUUUGUAUAGUCCAGCUUCUCGAAUUAUUUGCUCAGUAUACAGAUUGAAUAGAUACGGUGAAAGGAUACAACCCUGAUGCACACCUUUCCUGACUUUAACCACUCAGUAUCCCCUUGUUCUGUCCGAACAACUGCCUCUUGAUCUAUGUACAGGUUCCUCAUGAGCACAAUUAAAUGUUCUGAAUUUCCCGUUCUUCUCAGUGUUAUCCAUAAUUUGUUAUCAUCCACACAGUCGAGUGCCUUUGCAUAGUCAAUAAAACACAGGUAAACAUCUUUCUGGUAGUCUCUGCUUUCAGCCAGGAUCCAUCUGACAUGAGCAGUGAUAUCCCUGGUUCCACGUCCUCUUCUAAAUCUGACUUGAAUUCCUGGCAGUUCUCUGCUGCAGCCACGUUUGGAUGAUCAGCAGAAUUUUGCUUGCAAGUGAUAUUAAUGAUAUUGUUUGAUAAUUUUUGAAUCCGGUUGGAUCACCUUUCUUGGGAAAAGGCAUAAAUAUGGAUCUCUUCCAGUCGGUUGGCCAUGUAGCUGUCUUCCAAGUUUCUUGGCAUGGACAAGUGAGCACUUCCAGUGCUGCAUCCAUUUGUUGAAACAUCUCAGUUGGCACUCUGUCAAUUCCCAGAAACUUGUUUUUUGCCGAUGCCUUCAGUGAAGCUUGGACUUCUUCCUUCAGUACCAUGGGUUCCUGAUCAUAUAUUACCUCCUGAAAUGGUUGAACGUCAACCAGUUCUUUUUGGUGUAGUGACUCUGUAUUCCCUCCAUUGUCUUUUGAUACUUCCUGUGUCAGUUAAUAUUUUCCCUGUAGAAUCUUUCAGUAUUGCAUCUUUAGGUUAACUGAUUUGGGACCUUAAUUACAUCUGCAAAACCUCUUCACAGUAACACCUAAAUUAGUGUUUGAUUGACUAACUGGGAGAAUGUGUGUGUAUACCAGGGGCCAGGAAUCUUAGGGGCCAAUUUGGAAUUCUGCCUACCACACCCUCCACCUGCAUCCCUUCCUAAAAGGAAGCAGAAGGAACUCAUGUCUUUUGGCUUAAGAAAAGCAGUCACACUGAAACAUCCAGUGCCAAAGGGUGGGGGCAUGCCUGGCAUCCAUUUAACCCUUUGUACCAUGAAACACAACCAAGUGGGUCAACAGUCUUGACAUGAGCAAUGAAACAAUAGAAGGUAUUGAGAAAAUCUAGGAAUUCAUGUGUACAAUAUAGGGGUCUGAAGAUUUUCCUACCAAUGACCUGAACCUAAUAUUUUUGACCCCAAAGUCUGUGGUCUUGACCCCUAGGCUGCAUGGCCCACCCAGAUUCAUUAAGUGCCUGCAUAAAUGGAUUUUGAGUCCUCUACUUUACCUUGCCAUUUAUUCUUGAUACCAAUAUGUCCAGAGCAUGCCUCUGAGAAAGAUUCACCUGGGGUAUUCAGUAGAGCACAACGACCAGAACCUAAGUAGAUGAGCUACUAAGGGGAACGAUAUCGAUGAGCAUUAUUCUAAAAGAGUCCUUUGUCUCUUCCUCCCACCCCUGUCUCUGCCAUCCCUUCCCCCAUCUCUCUCCUACCUGCUGCUGUGAUUCAGGCGCAUUUUACGGGACUUGCUUGAGACCGAAGAAAUGUACAUAAAAGAAAUAAAGAGCAUAAUUGAUGGGUAUAUCAUGCCAAUGGAUUUUAUUUGGCUGAAGCAUCUGAUUCCAGAUGUUCUUCAGAAUAACAAGGACUUCCUCUUUGGGAAUAUUAGAGAACUUUAUGAAUUUCACAACAGGACCUUUCUAAAAGAAUUGCAAAAGUGCACCUACAGUCCCGAACUUCUGGCACGUUGCUUUCUCAAAAGAAAAGAAGAUCUUCAAAUAUAUUUUAAAUACCACAAGAACCUGCCCCGAGCGAGGGCUGUCUGGCAAGAAUGUCAAGACUGCGCCUACUUUGGGGUAUGUCAGCGCCAGUUGGAUCACCAUCUCCCUCUUUUUAAGUAUCUUAGAGGACCAAGCCAGAGGCUUAUGAAAUACCAGAUGCUGUUGAAGAGUCUGCUGGAUCUCGAGUUUCCCGAGGAUUUGGAGACAGACCCAGGCGAAUUAGAGGGAGGUUCAGCCAAGAAUGGGCCAAGGAGGACCAGGGGUUCGACGUUCUCAGCAGAGCUACAACAAGCUUUGGCCAUGAUGGGGGAUUUGAUCAAGUCUUGUGAGCUGGCCGUGGACCUGGCAGCUGUCGCUGGAUGUCCGGACGACAUAGGUAAACUGGGCAAGCUGUUGAUGCACAGUGCUUUCAACGUCUGGACGGCUCACAAGGAUCGUUAUAAGAUGAAGGAUUUUAUGCGAUUCAAGCCCAGCCAGAGGCAAAUCUACCUAUUUGAAAGGGCAAUAGUGUUCUGUAAGAUACAAGGGGAACCCAGUGACCAGGGGUUAUUGCCUCAUUACAGCUUUAAGAAGUCUAUGAAGUUGAUGACACUUUCAAUUUGCCACGUUGGAAGGGGGAACAACAAAAAGUUUGAAAUUGCCAGUCGAAACGGACCUGAGAAAUACAUCUUGCAGGCAGCUUCAAAAGAAAUCAGAGACUGCUGGUUUUCAGAAAUAAGUAAAUUACUGAUGGAACAACAAAACAAUGUUAAAGGUGUUUGUGAAGAGGAGGACAACGGCAGUCACCUGGCCCCCAAACGCUGCUCCAGCAGGAAGCCUGUCUCCAUGGAAACCUUUGAAGAGUGUGAAGGUGCAGAAGGCCUGGAAAAGGAGAGCAGCACUCUGAGUCUCUCGGGACUUUUCCAGUUGGAUGACAGUUAUGAAAUCUGUUCCUCCAAAUCUGUUCUGGAGAAGGGAGAAGGCAUCCAGAGAGAAAAAGAAGAGCCCGGGGAGGAAGCAACGGCAGCAGACAGAGCUGAGGAGAGCAUUGGGAUGUCCGCUGGCCCACUCACCCCAAGGACACCUGAGGAUACCUUCCCCGAGAAGUGACACUCGAUUCACACCACUUUCCUGGUUGUCACCCAUGGGGGGAGGCUGGCUCAGCUGAGCCACCCCACAGUGGUCUUCCCUGGGGGAAAGGCCACAGUGGGUGCCAAACCUGCCACCCACACUUAAGCAGCAAAGGGCCCUGUGCCUGCGGAUCUGCCACCCUGGGAGUGGCACCCAAGGACGCCAACGAGGAGGCUGAGGAGCCUGGGUAUAGCACCCACCUCUGCCGGCUAAGCCCACCCCUCACAGCCCUGCACACCUGCGGAGGCCGGUGGAGCCCAGCCUGGAGCACUCGGCCCGGGCUUCUCAGUGCUGCUGGCAUGAUUAUUUCAUGAUUCAGCAUUUGGGGCUGGCUGAUUCUUUGUUGUGGGGCUGUCAUGUGCAUUGCAGGAUGUUUAGCAGCAUCCCUGACCUCCACCCUCCAGAUGCCAGGAGCACAAGCUCCAGGUUGUGACCACCAGGAAGUUUUCAGACAUUGCCCAGUUUCUCCCAGGGGCAGAAUUGGCUGAGAACCACCUAGCCCAAGCCUUGAAGGAGCCAGAGCCCACUCAGCCCCACAGGGGUGGCAGACUGAGGGCUCUGUGCUGUGCUGGCAUGGUGUAGGAGUUACCUCGCCAAUAUUGCUUCGCUUCAAAGACAGUGGGCUUCCACGUUAACUUCUGAAAUAUUUGCCUUUGCCUUUAGAUUUAUUAUGUUUUUUAAUGUCUUAGAGUUAUUUCGGAGGGGACCCUGAUGGUGCAGUGGUUAAGCAUUUGGCUGCCAACCAAAAGGUCAGCAGUUCGAAUCCACCAAUCCAAUCACUUGGAAACCCUGUGGGGCAGUUCAGCAAUUCCUAUAGGGUCACUAUGAGCUAGAAUCAACUCGAUGGCAACAAGUUUUAGAGUUUUUUCAGUUAUUUACUGUUUUAUUUUUAGUUUCAUUAGUUAAUUUUAAAUUAGUUGGCAUUUUUUUAGUUCAUUUCCUAGCUGUUUUAUUUUAGAGCUUUAAAGUUCCUGCUUUCUGUUAUUUUAUUUUUAAGGUUUUUCCUUCUGGAGUUAUUCAUAUUAAGUUCAUAUUCAGUUGUUCUGUUUUAAGAAUUAUAUGUUUUCAAAUUAAUUAGCUUUAGAAUUAUUUUUCAUUAUUUUUACAAUUAUAAAUAACAGUAUUUUCAGAGGUAUUCUAUUUUUAGUUACUGGAGCUUUUGAGUUAUUUGUUUUUACAGUUACCUAUUUGACUAUUGGAAACCUUGCUAGCCUAGUAGUUAAAAGUUUGGCCGCUAACCAAAAGGUUAGCAGUUCAGUGCUCCUUGGAAACCCUGUGGGGCAGUUCUACUCUGUCCUAUAGGGUCGCGAUGAGCCAGAAUUGGCACUAUGGCAACGGGUUUGAUUUGGCUUUUUUUAUUUGGCUAUUAAAAACUGUCUGGAAUUCUUUGUAUUAUUUAAUUUUAGAGUUAUUUUCCGAGUGAAAUGUUUUUAGUUAUUUUUAGGAGUUUUUUUUUUGUUGUUGUUAUUUUGUUUUAGAAUUAAUGUUAGACUUAUUUAUGUUCAUGGCUAUUUAUUUUCAGUUAUUUUAGAUUCUGAGUUAUUUAUUUUUACAUUCAUUUAUUAUUUGUUUUUAUUUAGUUUUUAAUUAUUUCAGAGUUAUUUCCUUUUUUAGCUUUAUAUUUAUGAACCUUAUUUUCAGAGGUUUUGAGAUAUCUGUGAGUUAUUUGCAGAGUUACUUAUUCUCGGGUAAUUCUUUCCAGUUAUAUCUUUGCCAUUUAAAUUUUUUCAGUUCUGUAUUUUUACUUAUUUCGUUUUCAGAUUUAUUUAUUUUCAGAAUUAGUUAGUAUUAGAGUUACUUAGUAUAUCAGUCAGGGUCUAGUCAAGAGAAAGAUGUCAUACCAGUAAUUUUAACAGAGAGAAUUUAAUGUAAAGAAUUACCAUCUAGCUAUCAGAGAAUUAAAAAGGAAAAGGGGGGAGAGGAAUAAUGAGGGAUUUUGGAGUUUUUUAUGGUGAUUUUAACUGCGAGAAGGGGCUACCACCCCAAGGACUGAGGGGACAAAGGGAAGAGGUUGGAGAAAUCAAGACCCAGAAGCUUGGAGGUGGCCCCAUAGGGCUGGGCCUCGCCCUCUGAGGAGGGGCGCUGUCUGACUUGGUACAGGAGCCUCAGGACUCAGCAGAGAGACUCCCAGAGCUAGAUGCAGAACUCUGAGGAGGGGGCGCUCCAGCUGAUGCCUCUGAAAGGGUGCCACAAGGCUGGUUUUGGAAGUGUUGGGAAAACAGCAGGCUGCGGCUUCUGGAACCAGCUCUCACUGUCAGGGGACUACUGACAGAACGGCCUUUCCUAUAGUCUGUCCUGGUGCCAGAGCCUGACACGGAGCAGCUGGCAAAGGAGGCAAUUGGGGUACAGACCUCCAGGCCCCCAGCCCCCGUACCACAAGGCAAAGAACAGAAGGAUGGUCUGAAGCUGAGCAACAAUGGCUUAAUAACCAGCAGACUUAGCUUUGGAGUUUUUCAGUUGUAGAAUUCGUUCUAGAGCUGGUUUUGCAUUUAAUUAGUUCUGGAAUUGCUAGGGCUUGAUUUGAUUUCAACUUUUCAGGGGACACAGGAUCUAACUCCCCUGAAUUUGGUCAGCAAAUAACACCUGAAAUGUUAUUUCAAGUGAUUGAGAAAAUCACUUUAGAAUGCAAGAAAACAGAAGUCUUGGACCUCACUCUGUUCAAGAAGAUGCCUUCGACUGAGGCAGAGACUCAGGGAGGGGCGACUGUGCAUAACUGUCCAGUAAAGUGAUGUUCUUUGAAAUUUCUCAGAAAGUUAAGCUAUGUUGUGGGGUACCCUCUCCCACCCCCUUUCCUAAUAACAAAGUAUCUUUGCUGAUAGAGUGUUUCACAUUUGUAACCAACAAUAGUUACGCUUUGUACAAUAAAAUA
This is a messenger RNA of Loxodonta africana (African savanna elephant), 6160 nucleotides long. Its product is annotated as probable guanine nucleotide exchange factor MCF2L2. The transcript is spliced from 14 exons. NCBI's taxonomy places the organism in Eukaryota, Metazoa, Chordata, Mammalia, Proboscidea, Elephantidae. Gene Ontology annotation, molecular function: guanyl-nucleotide exchange factor activity. Bases 1945 to 3270 code for a protein of 441 amino acids. The record is from RefSeq and is a predicted model, not a curated record. Gene Ontology annotation, cellular component: cytoplasm.